Messenger RNA from Lipotes vexillifer (Yangtze River dolphin), 2616 nucleotides. It is a transcript of the gene VILL, whose product is annotated as villin like. The transcript is spliced from 20 exons. Gene Ontology annotation, molecular function: phosphatidylinositol-4,5-bisphosphate binding; actin filament binding. Gene Ontology annotation, biological process: cytoskeleton organization; actin polymerization or depolymerization; barbed-end actin filament capping. NCBI's taxonomy places the organism in Eukaryota, Metazoa, Chordata, Mammalia, Artiodactyla, Lipotidae. Gene Ontology annotation, cellular component: actin cytoskeleton; cytoplasm. The record is from RefSeq and is a predicted model, not a curated record.
GGCAAAGUUGCUGUUUGCAGAGCCAGUGGCUGUUUGCAGUCUGUGUGUAUUAAGUGUUCAGCUCUGAUGGACACCAACAGGGGCCUCCCAGCCAUCGAGAGCCACAGGGACCUCCACAUAUGGAUCACUGAGAACCUGAAGAUAGUGCCGGUCCCCGAGCGGGCUUAUGGGAACUUCUUUGAGGAGCACUGCUAUAUCGUCCUGCACGUCCCCCAGAGCCUGAAGGCCACGUCGGGGGCGCCCAAAGACCUGCACUACUGGGUCGGGAAGGAGGCGGGUGUGGAGGCGCAGGGUACGGCGGGCUCCUUCGUGCAGCACCUGCAGGAGGCGCUGGGUGGCGCCACCGUGCAGCACCGCGAGGCGCAGGGCCACGAAUCCGCCUGCUUUCGCAGCUACUUUCGCCCUGGAAUCAUCUACCGGAAGGGAGGCCUGGCCUCUGCCCUCAGGCACGUGGGGACCAACGUGUACAACAUCCAGCGACUGCUGCGCAUCAGAGCGGGGAAGCACGUGUCAGCCAGCGAGGUGGAGCUCUCCUGGCACAGCUUUAAUAAGAGUGACAUCUUCCUGCUAGACCUGGGCAAGAUGAUGAUCCAGUGGAAUGGGCCCAAAACCAGCACUGCUGAGAAGGCGCGGGGCCUGGCCCUGACCCGCAGCCUCCAGGACAGGGAGCGUGGUGGCCGUGCACAGAUUGGUGUGGUGGAUGAUGAGGCUGAAGCCACUGACCUCAUGCAGAUCAUGGAAGCUGUGCUGGGCUUCAGAGUGGGCAACCUGCACACCGCCAUGCCCAGCAAGAAUACUGACCAACUGCAAAAGGCCAUUGUCCGCCUCUACCAUGUCUACGAGAAGGGCAAGGAUGUGGUGAUCCAGGAGUUGUCGACCUGCCCUCUGGCCCAAGACCUACUGCAGGAGGAGGGCUGCUACAUCCUGGACCAGGGUGGUUUCAAGAUCUACGUGUGGCAGGGACGCACGACUAGCCUCCAGAAGAAGGCCGCCUUCAGCAGGGCUCUGGGCUUCAUCCAGGCCAAGGGCUACCCGAGCUACACCAAUGUGGAGGUGGUGGACGAAGGCGCCGAGUCAGCCGCGUUCAAGCAGCUGUUCCGAUCGUGGUCUGGGGAGCAGCGCAAGAACAAGCACCUCCGCGGAAUGGGUAAAUUACUUCAGGUGAAACUGGACGUGGGCAAGCUGCACAGCUAUCCUGAGCUGGCGGCCCAGCUCAGGAUGGUGGACGACGGCUCUGGGAAGGUGGAGGUGUGGUACAUCCAGGACUCACGCAGGCAGCCCGUGGACCCCAUGCAUCACGGACAGUUGUGCGCAGGCAACUGCUACCUUGUCCUCUACACAUACCAGAAGAUGGGCCUCGUCCAGUACAUCCUGUACCUGUGGCAGGGCCUCCAGGCCACCGCACACGAGAUCAAGGCCCUGAAGGGCAACGCCGAGGAGCUGGACCUCCAGUACCACGGAGCGCUGGUAUAGGAGCACGUGACCAUGGGCAGCGAGCCCCCUCACUUCCUCGCCAUCUUCCAGGGCCAGCUGGUGAUCUUACAGGGGAGCGCUGGGCACAAUGGGAAGGGGCAGCCAGAGUCCGCCGCAAGGCUCUUCCACGUACGAGGCACCGACAGCUACAGCACCUGGACCCUGGAGGUGCCAGCCCGUGCCUCAGCCCUCAACUCCAACGAUAUCUUCCUGCUGGCCACAGCCGGCCUCUGCUACCUCUGGUUUGGGAAGGGCUGCAGCGGUGACCAGCGUGAGAUGGCACGGACAGUGGUCACCGUCAUCUCCAGGAAGGACAAGGAAAUGGUGCUGGAGGGUCAGGAGCCUCCCCACUUCUGGGAGGCCCUGGGGGGCCGGGCACCCUACCCCAGCAGCAAGAGGCUCCCCGAGGAUGUGUCCGACUUCCAGCCACGACUGUUUGAGUGCUCCAUCCAGACGGGCCCCCUGGUCCUCACGGAAGUGGUGUUCUUUAGCCAAGAGGACCUGGACAAGUAUGACCUCAUGUUACUGGACACCUGGGAGGAGAUCUUCCUGUGGCUGGGGGCAGCUGCGAGCGAGUGGAAGCAGGAGGCUGUGGCCUGGGGCCGGGAGUACCUGAAGACCCACCCAGCAGGGAGGAGCCUGGCCACGCCUAUCGUGCUGGUCAAGCAGGGCCACGAGCCUCCCACCUUCACUGGAUGGUUCCACACCUGGGACCCCUACAAAUGGACCAAUAAUCAGUCUUAUGAGGAGGUGGUGGAGGGCGGCCUGGGAGCAGUAUCUGCCAUCUCAGAGAUAACAGCACAGGUCAGCAACUUCCGGCUGUCCAGAUGGCCAAGCAAUGGCAGGGCAGGCCCGUUGGCCCUGUGGGCCCUCAAGGGCUCCAAGGACAGCUCCGAGAACCAGCUGGAGCUGGGCCCCAAGGCGGGCAGCGGCCCCAGAUCCAUGGCCAGCGGGAGCCUGCCCCGAGAAUGGCUGAGGCACCAGGCUGUUGAGGACCUGCCGGAGGGUGUGGACUCGGCCCACAAGGAGUCCUAUCUCUCAGACUCUGAUUUCCAAGAUAUCUCUGGGAGGUCCAAGGAGGAGUUCUACAGCAUGGCCAAGUGGAGGCAGCAGCAGGAGAAGCAGCAGCUCGGCUUCUUCUGA